Messenger RNA from Trametes versicolor FP-101664 SS1, 816 nucleotides. RefSeq lists its product as uncharacterized. The coding region runs from base 1 to 816 and encodes 271 amino acids. The record is from RefSeq and is a predicted model, not a curated record. NCBI's taxonomy places the organism in Eukaryota, Fungi, Basidiomycota, Agaricomycetes, Polyporales, Polyporaceae. The transcript has 9 exons.
AUGCCCUUAUCCCCGGAGGAGAUCGCGGAGAUAGUCCAUGCGACCGACAAUGCGCUAGCCGAACUCAGACUUUUCAUUGCGGCCACAGGCAAGUCACUCGCUGUUUUCGAUACACGGACAUCGGUCGAACACAUCUGGAAGCGCGAGUACAGCCCUUCAGCUAUGUUGUUCUGUCUUGUCAGGUAUUCUGGGCUUGUCAACACGCUGUUCGUGGUCCUGGUGGAGACGGGACGGACGGGCAUAUCCGACAAGUCCGCGCCUACCGUUACGUUCCGGCACUAUAGAGGCGUACUAUACUUUGGAGUACUUUUGAUCGCGAACCUCAUCGGACUCAUCCUCGUUAGGUUUCUCGCUCUCAUUCAGCCAAUGAACACCUGGAUAGCUAUGUGCGUCUCCUCUCAGACCUCUCUCAUACUUCAGCGCGUCCCUACUGACGCUCACUGGCCAUUCCUCCUCAUGACCUACCGCUUCAUCCUCGACCUGCACGAGGCAGCGGAUCCGCGCUUCGAACUUGAAGACCUGACCACCGCAGCCGGUGGAGGCGAUACCUCUGCCUUGAUCUUCGUGGCCACAUCCAAGCAUGCGCCGCGCUUCGACUCCGAGCGUUCCCCGCCCUCGGGGACCGGAACCUCUGACACUGGCUGGUUCGACCAAAGCCUGGAAGAUGGGAGGAGCGUCGCCGAGUGCGAUCACUUCGCGCCGGAAUGGCACUGGCAGGUCCGUCGAAGUCAAAACUGUCUGGAGGCGGGUACAGACGGACGGGGUGUCGUGGUGUCGCGACGCGGCGAUGUGGACUCCGUCAUCUGGAUACGCUAA